Messenger RNA from Danio aesculapii, 8779 nucleotides. It is a transcript of the gene vwf, whose product is annotated as von Willebrand factor. NCBI's taxonomy places the organism in Eukaryota, Metazoa, Chordata, Actinopteri, Cypriniformes, Danionidae. Gene Ontology annotation, biological process: blood coagulation; cell-substrate adhesion. The record is from RefSeq and is a predicted model, not a curated record. Gene Ontology annotation, cellular component: extracellular matrix. Gene Ontology annotation, molecular function: protein binding.
ACGUGUGAGACGCUGGACAAGAUUGACAAAAAGCGCUUCGGAAAAACCUGUCGGUGGGAAAAUACAGCUGGCCUGAGGUCAAAGAUGGAGGCCUGCAAAUGGAGCAGAAUCUUGUGGAUCUUCAUCUUGAAUUUGUCAGGUUUGCUGUUGGUCGAAGGCUCUGCUCGCUGUAGUCUGUUCAGUCGGCAGCACAUACACACGUUUGACGGUGUGAUUUAUGAGUUCCCUGGAGACUGUAGCUACAUGCUGGCGGGAGACUGCAGACACAGAAGCUUCUCCAUACUGGGUGAUUUCUCUCAUGGGAAGAGGAAAGGAGUGACGGUGUUUCUGGGAGAAAUGUUCGAGCUGCACCUCUCUGUGGACGGAACGCUGUCACAAGGAGCAGAGAGGCUCCCGCUGCCGUAUGCAUCGAGCUCUGUGUUUGCAGGGUAUGAACUGGGGUACGUUCGAUUAUGGAGCGAAGAGUUUGGAUUCUCCAUCCGUAUAGAUCCCUCACACAACAUUCAACUAACGCUGGGCAAACGUCACAGCAACCAAACAUGCGGCCUUUGUGGGAACUACAACUAUCUGGUUGAGGACGAGUACAGCGCACAAGAAGGUUUUUUGACAGACGAUCCUUACGACUUUGCGAACUCGUGGGCCAUGAAAGGUGCAGAUGAACCCUGUAAACGUGUGUUACCGCCGUCUCAGAGCUGCAACAGCACUGGGGAAUCAGCCAAAGGGCAGAUGUCUGGAUGUGAGUCUAUGCGCAGCUCUGUGCUCUUCAUGCGCUGUGCUCAUCUGGUGGAUCCGGCUGCGUUUGUGUCUGUCUGUGAGUCUGAUGUGUGUCACUGCAGUGCCGGAGAGGAGUGUGUGUGUCAGGCCAUGCUGGAAUACAGCCGAGCCUGUGCCAGUCGCGGCAUAACACUGUCCAACUGGCAAACACAGAGCCAGUGCUCCCCAAAGUGUCCUGUUGGCAUGGAGUACAGCGACUGCACCCCGACCUGCUCCACUUCUUGUCAAAAUGUGAACAUACAGGAAGUCUGCAAAGAGGAGUGUGUUGACGGCUGCAUCUGCCCAGCGGGGAAGGUGCUGGAUGGCGAUCGCUGUGUUGACGUGUCUCAGUGCUCUUGCACGCAUGCAGGACGACGAUACCCUCCUGCCUCCUCCAUAUCACAGGACUGCAACACAUGUGUCUGUCGGCAUGGAUCAUGGGAAUGCACUAAUGAAGGCUGUCCUGGUGAGUGUUUGGUGACAGGACAGUCGCAUUAUAAAACCUUUGACAACAAGUUCUUCACCUUCAGUGGGAUUUGUCAGUAUCUGCUUGCUAAAGACAGCCAGAGCAACUCUUUUUCUGCCGUCAUCGAGACUGCACAGUGUGCUGACGAUCAAGAUGCCGUCUGCACACGCUCAAUAACACUGAGGUUCAGGGAUCUGGCCAAUCAGACGGUUCGCCUCAAACAUGGGGGUGUGGUAUCUGUGGGUGGAAUGGAUGUGCAAACACCCUUAAUUAAUGGUCCCCUGAGAAUCCAGAAUACCGUGUUGUCAUCUGUGAGACUGCGUUAUGGAGAUGAUUUACAUCUGGAUUGGGAUGGCAGAGGACGUGUUUUGCUCAGGCUAAAACCAGCCUAUGCUGGGCAAACGUGCGGCCUGUGUGGUAAUUAUAAUGGUAACCAGGGAGACGACUUCUUAACAGUGGGCGGCCUGGUGGAGACGCGUGUGGAAGCAUUCGGCAACUCGUGGAAGAUGAACGCAGACUGUGAUGAUGUGCAGAUGCAAAACUCUGAUCCCUGCAGCUUAAACCCCAAAAGAGUGCGUUUUGCAGAAGAGGCCUGUGCUGUUCUACUCUCCAUGAAGUUUGAACCCUGUCAUUAUAUGGUGAACCCUGAGCCGUAUGUGAAGAACUGCCGCUAUGAUGUUUGCGCAUGUGCAGACGGUCAGGAGUGUCUAUGUGAUGCUGUAAACAGUUAUGCAGUCGCAUGCGCCGCCAGAGGAGUACUGAUGAACUGGAGGAGUCACGGAUACUGUGAACUGACCUGUCCGGAUGCGCAGGUGUAUGAGGUGUGUGGCAGUGUGUGUAACCAGACGUGCCGCUCUCUGUCUCUGCCGGAUGCUGGUUGUGACGGUGUGUGUGAGGAAGGCUGUUUCUGCCCCAGAGGACUGUUUCUCAGUGACACGGGCGAGUGUGUGCCUCCACAGCACUGCUCCUGCCACCAUAAUGGAGAGAUCUUUGAGCCCAAUGACAUGAUCGGGGACCAUCACUCCAUCUGUGUAUGUGAGAGUGGAUCCAUGCAAUGCACAUCUAAUGAAGCCACCGGAUCUACUCUGUCUGACCUCUUCUUUGAUGAACAUUCUCCAUCAAGAGGGCGGCGCUCUCUCUCCUGUCCUCCUCCACUGCAGCGCUUUGAGUGUGAGAGCACAAGGGAUGCUGGGAUUGAGUGUGCAAAGACGUGCCAGAAUCUGGAGCUGGAGUGUGUCAGUCUGGGCUGUGUGUCUGGGUGCAUGUGUCCACCUGGAACAGUUCGAUACAGAAAAGCCUGCAUUCCCCAAGAGCAGUGCCCUUGUUAUCAUAACAGCAGGCCUUAUGAGUCAGGACAGAGCAUUACUGUGGACUGCAACACCUGUGUGUGUGAGCAACGUCAGUGGAAGUGUUCAGAGCGAGUAUGUGACGGUGUGUGUCGUGCUAUUGGAGACACACACUACAUCAGCUUUGACGGACUUAAAUUCUCCUUCCCUGGACCCUGCCAGUAUGUGCUCGCUCAGGAUUACUGUAAUGGUCUGGAUGGGACGUUCAGGGUUCUGGUAGAGAACUCGGCUUGUGGCAUCGCAGGUUAUCGAUGCAGUAAAAGCAUCACAGUUCUGUACAUGGGAGGACUGAUUGUCAUGGAGCACGGAGAGGUGAGGAUGAAGAGGCCUGUGCUGAAGGAGACGGAGGUUGAGAUUGUGAGAUCUGGACUGUAUUAUAUUGUUCUGCUCGGCAAACACAUCUCCAUUACCUGGGACACGGGAACCCGAAUCUCCCUGCAGAUCAACGGACAGUACAGGGGGAAAGUGUGUGGUCUCUGUGGGAAUUUUGACGGCAGUCAGAAUAAUGAUCUGUUGAGCAGCAGUAAUCAGAUGGAGGUGGACGCUGCUGACUUUGGAAACUCAUGGAAAGUUCGUCCUAGUUGUGCUGAUGCUGUUUCGGUGGUGUCUCAGUGCAGCACAGACCUGGUGAAGCUAGUGACGGUGGAGCAGUCCUGUCGUGUGCUCACCAGCGCCAUCUUCAGGGACUGCAACAGUGUGGUGGACCCUGAGCCAUACUGGGACAUCUGCACUCAGGACACCUGCUCAUGCCCGUCGGUUGGUGACUGCGCCUGUUUCUGUAACACCAUUGCUGCGUACGCUCACGAAUGUGCUCAGAAGGGGCUGCCGGUCAAUUGGAGGUCCAACGACUUGUGCCCUCUGAGCUGUGAGGAUCUGAAUAAGGAGUCCGGGGUUCAGUGUGAGUGGAGAUACAACACCUGUGCCAGCGCCUGUCCGUCCACCUGCCAGCACCCAGAGCCUCUGAGCUGCCCCGUCACCUGUGUGGAGGGAUGCCACGCCGUCUGCCCGCCAGGGCAGCUUUUAGACGAGGUGCUAAGGAAGUGUGUGGAGCCGUCGCAGUGUCAGGUGUGUGUUCAUGACGGACAGAGAGUCUCGCACGGAAAACAGUUCAUCCUCAACCAUGAAGAUCCACAUCUCUGCCAGAUAUGUCACUGUGAGAGCAACACACUGACGUGUGGGCCGUGUCCAGUAACUGGUUUAACAUCCACACUGGCACCAGCCGCCGUCACUCCCACCCCGCUGCCGUUCUCCACCCCGGUACCCGCGGAUGCCUGCGACAGAGCCAUGGACCUAGCCUUCCUUGUGGACGGAUCUUCAGCUCUUAGCGAAGAUGACUUCAGCAUGAUCAAACUCUUCAUCCUCAGAGUGGUGGAGCGUUUUCGCAUGGGCUCGGCUCACACUCGCGCCACAGUCCUCCUCUUCCACUCCGGUGUGAAAAGUUACGAUAUGCAAGUGCAAAAGUGGAUCUUCAAGAAGAUGGUGCGGGAGAUGCGGUACACCGGUGGUGAUGUCGCGUUCAUGGAUGAAGCCAUAAAAUAUCUUGCCGUCUACAUUUAUGAUAAAAACAAGCGUGAGCAUGCGGGACGUGUUGCGAUUCUAUUGACGGCAAGUGCUAAUCCUCGGCCCAUGCGCAGUACUCAACGUCUGCUGCGUAAAAAGGACAUCACCAUCCUCACGGUGGCUCUCGGGCCCGAUGUUAACAUGGCUCAGGUCAACGAGAUCACGAAAGCCACGCCAAGCAGUCGUGCCUACGUAGUGAGCAGCGUAACAGAGCUGGACGAUGAAGCUUUGAGCAUUACUGACUACCUUUGCACUUUGGGAUUAGAUCCUGAACCUCCAAAGAAACCUCCUACAGCAAAAACCAGCACCACUUCAGUUACUCCAACGACUAGCGCAAUUACUAAACUCACUGUUCCUCCAACUGCUGCAGUUGUAACUGCAUUUCCCAGCAUUCCGAGUGCUGGAACGACACUCAUUCCAACCACGGUCACAACCUACGAUCUUGUGUUCCUCUUGGAAAACGCAAACGCUACGGGCGAGGAUGGCUUCAAUAAGACGCGUGAUUCUUUGAUUGAUAUCAUCACUUCACUUGAUCAGAAAGAGGCGGAGAAUCUACGCAUUACGGUGAUGAUGUACUCGGUCACCGUUACCGUGGAAAUCAGUCGCAUGGAGCUGCAGCACAGAGAGCAGGUGGUGCAACGAAUGCGACAGUUGCGUUGGACCAAAGGUGCCAAGGUCAACACAGGUCAUGCCGUUCAAUCGGUAUACGAGACGGUCUCUUCAGAUACACCCAGUAAGACUCCAGACCAGCUGGUGUUUCUCAUAACACAGAGUCCUCCGACAGACGUCAUUCAGCGGCCUCCGAGCUCCACUCAUAAGAAAAUCUAUCCGAUUGGGAUCGGCCAAAAAAUUCAAUAUGAGGAUCUUGCACUGUUGAGCUUCCCGGACAAGCCAAUCAUGCUGGAGGAUCCCUCUGACCUCAGGACACUGCGGCCUAUGCUGAUCAAUAUCAGUAAGACUGUUAGAAGGCCACUGCUGCCCACACUUCCACCGAGAGCCACACUGCCCCCUUCAGUGCCAUGUUCAAAACCCAUGGACGUGUUGUUCCUGCUAAGAGCUUCUUCAGGUGGCCAGUUUGAAGACUUGAAAACAUUUGUGAAAACGUUUAUAAAGAGCACAAAUAUCGGUCGUAAUGACACGCAGGUGGCGGUGAUGGUGUACGGGGCGAAAUCAGCAGUGGCGGUCACAUGGAGAGAUGAACAGACACAAGACAACCUUCUUAAGCUGCUGGAAACUCUACACGGCAAAACAGACAACACACCACGACUGGGAGCUGCUCUGCGCUUGGCUGUACAGACAGCCGUUUCCUCCACCAGCGGGGCACGGAUGGGCAUCCCUAAAGCUGUGGUUAUGGUGGUGACGGACAGGUCAAUAGACUCGGUGCAAGAGGCAGCAAAUGAGGCUCUGACUGCUGGGGUGUCGGUGUUUCCUAUUGGUCUGGGGAAGCAGUAUGAUCAGAUUGAAGUGAACACACUCGCAGGCCCACAGGCUCAGGAAAACGUUAUUCUGCUCAGCAGCACAGAGUAUCUGCUCGCCAUGGCUGCGUUUGACCAGUCCUUCCCUGACAAACUCUGCAGAGCGGGUCCUCCUGGAGUGUGUGUGGACGAUGAAGGGAAUGAACGAAAGCCCGGUGAGACGUGGAUGCUGGCAGACGGCUGUCACUCAGUGCUGUGCAACCCAUCCGGCACAAUAACAAUGCAGAGCCACCGUAUCAACUGUGAGAAGAUGGAGCCUCCCGUCUGCAAAAACAACCUCCCAGCCCUGCGCUACAAUCACCACUGUGGCUGUACCUGGACCUGCCCAUGCAGUUGCAUGGGCAGCUCCACCAGUCAUGUGGUGUCGUUUUCGGGGGCGGCCCUAAAGGUGAAAUCUGCAUGCUCCUAUCUGCUGCUUCGCUCAGGAGGGGCGGAGCUAGUGUUACAUACUGCUGCCUGUCAAAGCUCGCCCAAUCAGAUCUGCAUGAAGAGCUUGGAGCUGAGGGAGGGCGGGACCAGUGUGGUGCUUCAGGAUGACAUGAAGGUGACUGUGGGCGGUGUUUUGACUGCAGUCCCGUUCAGAACGGAGCGAGUCACUGUGACACAAAUUGGCUCCAUCCUUCACCAGCUGAGAUCUGAGCAGCAUGGCUUCACACUCACCUUCACUCCUCACAGCAAUGAGUUCAUGCUCAAUAUGGACAUCGACAUGAAGCCCAACACCACCGGCUUGUGUGGGUCGUGCUCUGAUGAUCAGUCGGGUUUGCUGUUACCAGACGGCAGUGUGACGACAGACCCUGACGUGUACCUGCAGGCCUGGGCUCUGGGCUCUGAGUGUGUCCAGCAUCAGGAGUUUCAACUCUGUCCUGCAGGUCUGGAGAAAGCCUGUGAUGUGUUAAGCUCUGAGGUCUUCAGCCGCUGUCAUGCUCUGGUUCCUCCGCAGGACUACAUUCAGAUCUGCCGGAGCGUGGCCUGCCAGCCUAAUGCCCUGUGUGACCUGGUGACGGCGUAUAGCACCGUGUGCCGCCAGCAGGGAGUGUGUGUGGACUGGAGGACCAGCAGCCUCUGCCCUAUGUCAUGCUCAGACACGAUGGAGUACUCUGCCUGCCGAAGCGGAUGUUUGGAGCAGUGCGGACAAAGCCAGUUCACUCCCGGUGACAUGAUGGGUGAUGGUUUAUUAAAAGCCAAUGGAUCAGUGUGCUUGAACACUCCCACAGAGGGAUGUUUCUGUCCUGAAGGCUCCGUGUUAAUGGGAGAUAAGUGUGUAGACAGAGAGGCCUGCAGUCAGUGUGUGGAAAACAGCGGGAAAACUCACCAGUUCAUGGAGAGCUGGAAUCCUGAGGACAACCCGUGUGUUCUGUGUGUGUGUCUGGACCAGCAGCGCAUCAACUGUACAGCUCUGCCCUGCACCAAUGCUAAAGCCCCGGAGUGCGGACAAUGUGAGGUUCUCCAGGAGAAGAUGGGAUCCAAGUGCUGCCCUCAAUAUGAGUGUGUGUGUGACACAAACUGCAAGCGUCCAGAUCCUCCUCACUGUGAUCAUGGGCUCAGUGUCGUCCCUCACAAACCCCAGGAGACUGUCUGCCAGUUUACCAAGUGCGUGUGCAAAAAGGAUCAGUGUCCAGAAUCAACAAAACCAUCCUGUCCUGCAUACAAGAAGCUGUCGGUGAAAGCAUCCAGGUGCUGCGAUUCAUACCAAUGCCUGUGCGACUGUCAGAACAUCACCCGCACCUGCCCUCCAGGCUACAUCACCAAGACCAGCACCAAUGACCUGCCAAUGCACAGAGGUCACUGCACACCCGAUAAGGUGUGUGUGGUGGACGCUGUGGUGUACCAGGUGGGCAGCAGGUGGGAGGAGAAGUGUAAAAGCUGCAGAUGCACCGAGCAGACGGACGGACAGACCGGCCUGCACAUCGCUCAGUGUGUGGACCCCGUCUGCAACCAGAUCUGCCCUGUGGGAAGCACAUACUCUCAUUCAGGAGGCGAGUGUUGCGGUCACUGCCGUAAAUCCAGCUGUGUGGAAGGAGGAGGACGUUUGAGGCAGGUCGGAGAGCAGUGGGUGUCUGCGAACGACAGAUGUGUGUGGAGCGAAUGUGUGCAAGUGAAUGAGGAAGUGUUCAUCCAGCAUACAAACGUGUCCUGCCAUCACAUGGACACGCCGGCCUGUCCGCUGGGCACUGAGCUCCAGUGCAAUACAGUGGACGACUGCUGCCCGUCCUGCCACUGUGUCCCAAUGAAUGCCUGCGUGCUGAAUCAAACUGUUAUUGCGGCUGGAGAGCGAGUGAUGCUGGAUGUGUGCACACACUGCGAGUGUGUGGGAGAUAAGCGGAGUUAUCGGCUCUCUUGCAGGAAGAUGAGCUGCUCCUCAUGCUCAGAGGGAUAUGUGAUGGAGCCGAUACCUAAUGCUUGCUGUGGUCGAUGUGUGGCAACCGCAUGUAGCAUCCGACGACCUGACGGAGAGCUGAUCACACUGAAAGCAAACACAACACGUACAGACGGCUGCACUAAACACACGUGUAGUGUAAAUAAGGAUGAAGAACUGGUGAUGGAGACUCUAGUGACCACAUGCCCCCCGUUUGACCGCAAAAGCUGUUUGGAGCAUGGGGGCAAAAUAAGCCAGAUCAGAGACACCUGCUGUAACAUGUGUACUGAACCCGAGUGCAGAAGGACUGUCGGUCUUCUGAACUACAUUAGAGUAGACGACUGCCAAUCCGAGGAGAAGAUAGAACUCACUUACUGUGAGGGAAAGUGUGGCAGCAAGUCUAUGUACUCUCUGGAAAAACACACAGUGGAGAGCGAGUGUGUGUGCUGUUCGGCUACAGGCACGGUUCCUAUGAAUGUUUCUCUGCGCUGCGCCAACGGCACACAAACACACCAUCAAGUCCUCGCCGUCACUGGCUGCGACUGCAUGUCACACACCUGUCCAAGUGAUUGAAAAUACACACACACACCAUAUAAACUCUCACAGUACUGAACACUGCUGCACUACACUUUCAUAUAAGCAUCAACAGCAGAUUGAAGUAAGCAACCACUUGAUAAAUAAGCAUUUUACUAUCAAAUUUCAGCAUAUAAAACAUUAACCAGAUUGCUAAAAUGAUCUGUCUAUACAAAUAUACUCUUGUUCAUGAUCAUUGACCGUGUGUGUGUAGUGUAUGGGUGUUUCUUCAAUUAAACUACAAUAAAUG